GAACUGUUUUAUUUUCAUGUGGAGAAUCAAUGAGAAGCGAGCUGACAGUUUUUUGUUGUGCUAUAUUGUGUUUGUAUAAAAUUUUUACAGGAAAAACAAAUAAAUUAACGUGAACAGGAUAAAUAAAAAGAUAUCUUGUGAGUGCGGAAGUGAAAGAAUAAAUAGCAUUGUCGACGACAAUAACUGUGUGAUUAUUUUCCGGUUGAGAGGAUUGCUAUACGGAACGCUCCAAACGACAAAAGUAUAAGCUCGAUAGCGGCUAGAACUUAUUGAAAACGGAAUCAAUUUGCUUGAAGUGCUUGAUGUAUUUCUCUUUGUACGAUUAAUUUUGUUAUUUAUAAUAGUGAUUCACUCUGAAUAGUAGACAAAAAAACAAAAAAGUCAUAAAUUUGCAUACUAUUUCGUUGGUCAUCGAACAGAUUAACUUUUUAUCCAAGUAAAUAAAAUCAGUAAGUGUAAGAAGUAAACGGCGCAUUUUGCGCCACAAAAAUUAAGCUAGAGUGCCAUAGGGCUGUACGUCCAACAACUGGGAAGAAAAACCGAAAACGAACAAACCAGUCAGAAGCGACGCAAUUUUUAUUUUGCAUUUCACAUAUAAAGAAAUAAGAAUCACAUUUUUUUUAUAACCAAAGUAAGAGCAUAAUUGGGAAAAGUAUUACCAUUAGUCGACGCAUCCACAUUUACUAAGUCGUUCGACUUGCUGCACUCGCAACUCUCAAAAACACACAGAAACACUCCUACAAAAUGGGUCAAACCCUUUCCGAACCAGUCACAGCCAAAGAGUCUGCAUAUUGUCAGAAUGAAUUAUAUCGCGUUGGUUCCAGCUGUAUGCAAGGAUGGCGUAUAAAUAUGGAAGAUUCGCAUACGCAUAUACUUUCAUUGCCCGAUGAUCCCGGUACAUCAUUCUUUGCCGUAUACGAUGGGCAUGGCGGUGCCACAGUAGCCCAAUACGCUGGCAAACAUCUGCAUAAAUUCAUACUAAGGCGUCCGGAGUACAAAGAAAAUGUGGAAAAAGCUUUAAAGCAGGCAUUUUUAGACAUCGACUAUGAGAUGUUAUACAAUGAGUCGUGGGGUGAACAAAUGGCCGGAUCAACUGCUGUUGUUGUACUUAUUAAAGAUAACCGUUUGUAUUGUGCCAAUGCUGGUGAUUCCCGUGCAAUCGCUUGCAUCAAUGGAGAGGUAGAGACUUUGUCUAUGGACCAUAAGCCAAAUAAUGAGGCGGAAACUAAACGUAUACAUGAAGGUGGCGGCUAUGUGGAAUUCAAUCGUGUAAAUGGCAAUUUAGCGUUAUCGCGAGCACUCGGAGAUUUCAUAUUCAAACGGAAUGCCAAUAAAAAGCCAGAGGAACAAAUCGUAACCGCCUAUCCCGAUGUGGAGUCACGUGAAAUAACAGCGGAUUGGGAAUUUAUUGUUUUGGCAUGCGACGGUAUUUGGGAUGUAAUGAGCAACAAAGAAGUCAUCGACUUUUGUCGAAAACGUAUCGGCAUGGGCAUGUAUCCGGAAGAGAUUUGCGAAGAGCUAAUGAAUCAUUGUCUCGCACCUGAUUGCCAGAUGGGUGGGCUGGGUGGCGACAACAUGACUGUUGUGCUUGUCUGCCUCUUGAACAACAAACCGUACGAAGAACUGAUAGCGCGUUGUGCUAAAAAUAACAAUGUCAACGGCAGUAGCGGCAAUAUAACUACAACUUCUUCCAUGGAUGAUGAUCAUCUCGAUCUGAAAUAACAAAACUCCACCAUACUUUCCAACUCUACUAAAACAACAAUUAACACUGUAGUAUCGGCAACAUCAAUAAUUAUGGGUGGCAAUUCGACAGUGGCGAAUGCUAAAACAACAAUGACUCUGACUACAAUUACAGCUGCACGCAACAAGAAUUUUAACGGUCGAGCUAAGAGAAUGCCCAAUCAACUAAGAAUUACUACAAGCAUCAUUAAAAGCAGCAAUUAUAUUUUUCGUAAAAUCUACAGGUUGCGUUACUUAAUAAUUGUGUUCCUUGUGUUUAUGGCCUAUGCAUAUCUAUAUUUUUGUAUUUAAAUUUUCUGCUGUUUAUUCGGGCACACCACAUUGUUGUACUGUGAAAAAUUUUGUGACAUUUGUUGUCUCCCAAUAUUAAAACAUUAAUUAAAAAUACAUAUUUGUAAUUUGCACAUAAUAGUUGGAAAAUCUGCAAAUACUUUUAUGAUGCAGACAUAUUUACACACUUACCUUUAGAAUACACAUACAACACACGCAGACAUACCAAGCAAAACAGUUUACACAACAAAUAUGGACGAUAUUUUUUUAUUUUGUGUUUUUUUUUUUUUGUUUUUAUUAUUCACUGUUUUGUAAUCGAUUUAGAAAAUAUAUGGAAAAAAUUGUAAAAAUUAAUGUUCUAUUAUUAAUAUCGUAAUAUAUCGUUAUAAAACCGUAAAGCUAAAUUUAAAGUAGUUAAAAGAAUUUGUGCAUAAGAGUUAGUCAACAUGAUGAGAUCGAUGUAAUUAUCAACGAUAUAAAUACACUUACAUAUAUACAUACACGCAUACGUUGGCAUACUGGCAAUAGUUACCCUAACUGUAUGAUUUAAA
Ceratitis capitata (Mediterranean fruit fly) is the source of this 2561-nucleotide messenger RNA. Its product is annotated as probable protein phosphatase 2C T23F11.1. NCBI's taxonomy places the organism in Eukaryota, Metazoa, Arthropoda, Insecta, Diptera, Tephritidae. Gene Ontology annotation, biological process: protein dephosphorylation. Bases 745 to 1722 code for a protein of 325 amino acids. The transcript is spliced from 4 exons. The record is from RefSeq and is a predicted model, not a curated record. Gene Ontology annotation, molecular function: protein serine/threonine phosphatase activity; cation binding.